CUGUCAUACCGUUCUAUACGCUCAACUUCUCAUCUCCGUUCGAGAUGGAACACUUUCCACUAACAGAAAACCAAAGACAAACAACAACCUCAACAUUCUCCUAAUUUUUCUCAAACUCUUUUCCGAGGAGAACCAACCCCAACAAUGACCGUCAUCGACAUUCUCUUCCGUGUCGACGCCGUCUGCAAAAAAUACGACAAAUACGACAUUGACAAACAGCGUGAACUCAACGCUUACGGUGAUGACGCCUUCGCCCGUCUCUACGCCGCCGUCGAUUCCACCAUUCAACAGGCCCUCAUUAAAUCUGAGGCUGCUACCAAGGAGAAUAAUAGAGCAGCUGCUGCGGCUAUGAAUGCUGAGGUUCGUAGAGCCAAGGGGAGAUUGAUGGAUGAAGUUCCUAAACUCCGAAAACUCGUUAAUAAGAAGGUUAAGGGUCUAACAAAGGAAGACAUAGCCAUUCGACAAGAUCUUGUUGACGUAUUGCCAGAAAGAAUCCAAGCAAUACCGGAUGGUAUUACAUCUGCUGCUAAUCAGACAGGAGGAUGGGCGGCUACUUCGUCUCAUCCGCAUAUCAAGUUCGAUACACCAGAGGGACAUAUUGGCAGUGAUUAUUUCAAUCCAAGUGAAGAAUCCAGUCAGUUUCGAUCAGAAUAUGAAUUGCGCAAGAUGAAACAGGAUGAAGGGCUUGAUAUCAUAUCAGAAGGAUUGGAUACUUUGAAAAAUCUAGCACAUGAUAUGAAUGAGGAAUUAGAUCGACAAGUUCCUUUAAUGGAUGAAAUCGACACAAAGGUGGAUAAAGCAACAAGUGAUGUGAGAAACACUAACUUACGGCUGAAGAAAACUCUCACCGAGUUGAGGUCCAGUCGAAAUUUCUGCAUCGACAUCACUCUAAUGUGCGUUCUUCUUGGAAUCGUUAUGUAUUUAUACAAUGCACUGAGGUAACUUGAUCCCAAACUUUCCCUUGUUGUGUCGGUUCUGCUACAUUGCAUCCUUACACUAUUUAAGAGCUUUCUGACUAAUUUUCGAAUUGCUCGGCUGCUGGAGGAUUUCGACAUACAUAUUAUCAAUGUAUCAUGUAACUCUCUGAUCAAUUGAUGUAUUUAAAGGGAUACAUAUAAAUUACACAUAAUCUACAAACGUUCAGUAUGAUUUUAUUGAAAUAACACACAGCUCGUGUCGGUUGGAGGAAUAGAAAUGGUAUUUACAACUUGUCAUUGCUAAGUAGGGUACA
Messenger RNA from Vicia villosa (hairy vetch), 1231 nucleotides. RefSeq names its product syntaxin-71-like. Lineage: Eukaryota; Viridiplantae; Streptophyta; Magnoliopsida; Fabales; Fabaceae. Gene Ontology annotation, cellular component: membrane; SNARE complex; endomembrane system. The transcript has 9 exons. The coding region runs from base 145 to 942 and encodes 265 amino acids. The record is from RefSeq and is a predicted model, not a curated record. Gene Ontology annotation, biological process: intracellular protein transport; vesicle fusion. Gene Ontology annotation, molecular function: SNARE binding; SNAP receptor activity.